CCUUGCAUUUCACUUUUUCGUUCUUCUCUACCAAUAUUUGUCUUACCUUUUUUCACUCUUUGUAACCCUAAGCAUAACUUGGAGAGAGAGAGAGAGAGAUAGAAAGAGUGUUACAGAUUGAUUAGAGCCAGAAAUUGAUGGAACAUGAUUUGUUUGAAACCAUGAAUGAUAUGGACCCUCUUUUGUCCGCCACCACCAUCAUUUUUCAAAGCCCUCUUUAUAUAUCAUUCAUAUAGUCAAUUAUCUAUACAUAUAUACACAUACAUAAUACAGUACUCUUUCAGUUUUCAAUCAAGCUGUCUUUUCAGAUUUAUGUUCAUCAACUUCUUCUUAAUUUCAGGCAUGGAGAUCGAUGCCAAUAAAAAUGAUGAGAAGGAUAUUAUUUAUUUAUAAUUUUAAAAAGUAAAAAGUUUCACUGUAAAAUAUAGAUUCCUUUGCUUUUGUUCUUUUUGGGGAAAAAUUAAGUAGUUGAUCAAUGGCUGGAAUGCUUCCUGGUGUUGAAUGUGCUCGUAGAAGGAGAUUCCAUCAAAGUGGUGGGUUAUCAGAUUCACCAGGUUUAGUUACUCAUGGAUGCACAAGGAGGUCAUCUUUUUGUCUAUACACUAGCAACCAUGAAACCCACCAUCAUGCUUCCACUUCCUUAUUGAAAAAUAGCAUAUCAAAACAAGCACACCCAGAUGAUGAUCAGCAACUAGGAGCAGAAGCAAGAGAAGCCAAAGUAAGAUUGGAUGAGAGGCUGAGAACACAGAGGAAAUCAGAACCCAAAAGGAAUAAUGGUAGAAAAGGGUUAAAGUGUGGAAAUGGAAGAUCUGUGGCAGUUCAGAAAGAGUUGCAGACAGAGGUGUACACUACAAAGAAAAAUGGCUCAAGGAAGUUCAGUUGGGCAAAGUUGAGCUGGAAAGCUUCAGAGCAAGACGAGUGUGCGGUUUGCCUGGACAUGUUCAGGACUGGUGAGACGCUGGUGCACCUGCCCUGUGCCCAUCGGUUCCAUUCUUGUUGUCUGGUUCCAUGGCUCGAGAACAAUGCCCACUGCCCUUGUUGCAGAUUGGGGCUGGUUAUCACCCACGUACACUAAAAUCUUAUUUUUGUUUUUGUUUUUGUUUUGCUUUUUGGUGUAAUGUUUUGCCAUCUGAAGAGAAAGCAUCAAUUUGCUUUCUGUGAACUAGGUUUUUCUAGUUGUGGUAUGCCUAGUCUGCUGAGUAUCUGCAAUUUGGUAGGUUCCCGUCAUCACAGAGCUCCAUUUGGGUUUAAAGUACAAUAGUUUCCAGAGAAUUUGGGUUUUUAUUUGGCCUUUAUAUAUAUAGAUGAAUAGUGGAUUUGGGUUAGAAAUGCGGUAAAUGUGUUUUUCAGUUUCAUAUAUGUUUUCAUAUCAGUCAGUAAUGGAUUUGUUUGUUUGGUUGCC
Molecule: messenger RNA, 1402 nt
Organism: Ziziphus jujuba (common jujube)
Lineage: Eukaryota; Viridiplantae; Streptophyta; Magnoliopsida; Rosales; Rhamnaceae
Exons: 3
Coding region: 476-1075 (199 amino acids)
Biological process (GO): protein ubiquitination
Cellular component (GO): endoplasmic reticulum
Molecular function (GO): ubiquitin-protein transferase activity
Source: RefSeq, a predicted model, not a curated record